Messenger RNA from Cuscuta epithymum, 3198 nucleotides. The record is from the annotation of a GenBank genome assembly. NCBI's taxonomy places the organism in Eukaryota, Viridiplantae, Streptophyta, Magnoliopsida, Solanales, Convolvulaceae.
CCCGAAUCCAAAUUUACCGCCAAGUCCUCGGCUACGUUAUCCAUCUUCAUCGUGAAACACACUCCGACCACCACUACUCAUUCCUCAGCCACUAACUAUGAACACCCAAAUUCAUACUCACCCGCGCCUCCACUUGCUUCCACUGCCACAAUCUCCGCCACCCCCAGUUUGCCGCAGGCAGCCGCUCUUCUCUACCAAAUUUAGACCUGGUCUCCGCCGUCGCUCAACCACUUGCCUCCGUCUCGGAGUCUCCUGCUGUGAUAGCAAAACCAACAGUAUAAAAGGUGUUGAAUUGGAGAGCGAUCAAAAGGAGAGUGGGCAUCAAGAAGUGAGGAGAGCAUACCCAUUUCACGAAAUCGAACCUAAGUGGCAGAAAUUUUGGGAGGCGAACAAAACUUUUCGUACCCCCGAUGAAAUCGACACUUCUAAACCGAAGUAUUAUGUUCUUGACAUGUUCCCCUAUCCAAGUGGGUCGGGAUUGCAUGUUGGGCAUCCUCUUGGGUACACUGCUACAGAUAUCCUUGCUAGAUAUAAACGCAUGCAAGGCUACAACGUUUUGCACCCAAUGGGAUGGGAUGCAUUUGGCUUACCUGCAGAGCAGUAUGCAAUAGAGACCGGAACACACCCAAGAAUUACAACAACGAAAAAUAUAAGUCGCUUCCGAUCACAGCUUAAAUCAUUAGGCUUCUCAUAUGAUUGGGACCGUGAAAUUUCAACGACUGAGCCUGAAUAUUAUAGAUGGACACAGUGGAUAUUUAUUCAACUAUUGAAACGAGGACUAGCAUAUCAGGCUGAAGUUCCUGUAAAUUGGUGUCCUGCCCUAGGCACUGUCUUGGCAAAUGAAGAGAUAGUUGAUGGAGUAAGUGAACGUGGAGGGCACCCUGUCGUUAGAAAGAACAGCCUAUGCGGCAAUGGAUGUUGAAGAUUACUGCAUAUGCUGAUCAUCUCCUUGAAGAUCUAGAUGACCUCGACUGGCCUGAGAGCGUUAAGGAAAUGCAGAGAAACUGGAUAGGGCGGUCAGAGGGGGCAGAGCUGGAUUUUUGUGUAAUAAAUAGUGAUGAUCAAGACAGAGAUUUGAAAGUUACUGUAUACACAACAAGGCCUGAUACUGUUUUUGGGGCAAACUAUUUAGUUCUUGCACCUGAGCAUAGUCUAAUGUUAUCAAUUGUAUCUGAAGUCCAAAAACAAGACGUGCAAGUGUACAUAGAACUUGCCUCAAGAAAGAGUGAACUUGAAAGAACUGAGCUUCAAAAGGAAAAAACUGGUGUUUUUACUGGUUCAUAUGCAAGAAAUCCAGCUAACGGAAAAGCUAUUCCAAUUUGGGUUGCUGACUAUGUAUUGGGAAGCUAUGGGACUGGAGCAAUAAUGGCUGUGCCUGCUCAUGAUGCACGUGACCAUGAGUUUGCACUGAAGCACAAUAUUCCAAUUUCUCGGGUUGUCAUGCCGGUUGAUGAUACUCUCAAUAACCAUGAGAAACCUUAUACAGGUGAUGGAAUAAUGAUCAAUUCAUCCAGUUCAUCCUCAGGGCUGGAUAUCAAUGGUCUGUCUAGCAAAAUAGCAGUUUCUAGAGUCAUUGAGUGGCUUGAGAAAAGUGGAAAGGGAAAGAAACAGAUAAAUUACAAGCUAAGGGACUGGCUUUUCGCUCGACAACGUUAUUGGGGGGAACCUAUCCCAGUUAUUUAUCUGGAUGAAACUGGAGAAUGUGUUCCGGUUCCCGAGUCUGAGCUGCCACUUGUCCUUCCUGAGCUGGAUGAUUUUACUCCAACAGGAACGGGUGAAGCACCUCUUUCCAAAGCAAACUCUUGGGUUAAUACUACUGAUCAUUCGUCUGGGAAGUCUGCACGACGUGAAACCAACACUAUGCCACAAUGGGCUGGUUCUUGCUGGUAUUAUCUAAGAUUUAUAGAUCCAAGGAAUUCCACUGCUUUGGUUGACCAGACAAAAGAAAAGUAUUGGGGCCCCGUUGAUGUAUAUGUUGGUGGUGCAGAACAUGCUGUUCUUCAUUUACUUUAUGCCAGGUUCUGGCACAAGGUUCUCUAUGACAUUGGCGUAGUCUCAACAAAAGAACCCUUCAAAUGUGUCAUAAACCAGGGAAUCAUCCUUGGUGAAGUUCAGUAUAUUGCAUGCAAAGACUCCAAUGGAAACUUCAUAUCAGCAGACUUAAUUGAUGAUUUGAGUGAGGCCUUUCAAGAAAAAAUACCAGAAGCGAAGGUCAUAAAAUCUGGGAGUUCAUUUGUGUUAAAAGAUGAUCGAAGUGUACGUGUGAUUGCCAGAGCUCACAAGAUGAGCAAGAGCAGGGGAAAUGUCAUAAAUCCUGAUGAUGUUGUUUUAGAGUUCGGUGCAGAUUCUCUUCGCUUAUAUGAAAUGUUUAUGGGGCCAUUAAGAGAUUCGAAACAAUGGAGUACCAGUGGCAUUGAAGGUGUUCAUCGUUUUCUGGCAAGAGUUUGGAGACUGGUAAUCGGUCCACCUUUACCGGAUGGCACAUUUCAGGCUGGCACUGCAACUUUCAAUGAGAAGCCAUCUAUAGAACAGUACUGUUGCCUUCAUCGCACCAUUAGAAAGGUAACAGAAGAAAUUGAAGGAACACGGUUCAACACAGGAAUUUCUGCAAUGAUGGAGUUCAUCAACGCUGCAUAUAAGUGGGACAAACUUCCAUUGUCAAUAAUCGAACCUUUUGUUCUGCUGCUUUCACCAUAUGCACCUCACAUGUCUGAGGAGCUUUGGUCUCGCCUUGGACACACCAAAUCGCUGGCAUAUGAACCUUUUCCCAAGUCUGAUCCCACUUACCUGAAAGACUCCACCUGGGUUCUCCCAGUUCAAAUCAACGGGAAGACAAGGGGCACCAUACAGGUCAAAGAAGGAUGCUCAGAAGAGGAUGCUUUCCAGUUGGCUUCAACUGAUGCUAAGAUGUCCAAGUUUCUUGAUGGGGUUACUGUUAGAAAAAGAAUAUAUGUUCCUGGAAAAAUCUUGAAUGUUGUUGUAGAGGUACCCAUGAAGGUCAAGGUGGUCAAACAAUAGUUUGAAUUUUUUUUUGUAGCAUUUGUUGUAAAUUUGUACGUAGUAAUAUUUACCCACACGGUUUGUUCGUGAAAAAUAAGUUGCUUUGGAUUAUUGCAAUAAAAUAUAUCAACCCCACCCAAAAAUAGGUAAUCUACAAAAGGAUUCUAUAAGCAAUUGGUUAGUCAUAUAUUGUUCUCC